CUUGAGGACGACAUCACCAACUCACAGGAGGCUGAUUUUUGUAGAAACGUUUCUCAAAAAAGCCUUCAACAUCACAAACAUGUCUAAAGCUGGUGAGGGACUGAACCUUGUGCUUAUGGGGAAGAAUGGUGUGGGGAAGAGCUCGUGUGGAAACACCAUCCUGGGAAAGCAAGUCUUCCAGACCCGUCCACCCUCCUCCCCUGAACCCGUAACUCUGAAACCACAAAUUGCCCGAGGAGUGGCUGGUGGCACAAAUGUGGUCAUCAUGGACACCCCAGACCUGUUUGGUUCCCAGGUUUGCCAAGAGGAGUUACAGAAACAGAUGGUUUCCAUCAUCACCCAGACAACUCCAGGGCCUUGUGUGUUCCUACUGGUGUUGUCCCCAGCUGAUGUUUGUCGCAACUUUGAAGAGACACUUGCGGCUAUUAGGGCAACUUUUGGAGAAAAAGCAGCAGAAUCCUCCCUUGCUAUUAUCACACAUGGUGACCGCAAGGAGACAGCUGCAGAGAACUUCCCAGAGGCAAUUAGGCCAAAAGUGCACAUUUUCGACAACACAAAACAACAAGACAGCCAGCAAGUUCAACGCCUUAUGUCUGAAAUGGACAGACUAGUAGAGAAAACGAAUGGUUUCUAUCUUAGGCAGAUUCUCAAAACUCCACCACCUGUUAAGACUAAACCUCGAACAAAGUUUGUGUAUUUGUCUGAACAUACAGCCGGGCAAAAGCAAAUACAGGAUCUUGAAAGUGUGGAGACACCUCCUCGGUUUUCAUCAAAACUCAACACAUGGCUUGAAAGAGAGAAAAAACAUACAGUGGACUGUGUGAGGCUGGUCCUGAUUGGGAAGACUGGAGUUGGAAAGAGUGCUACAGGAAACAGCAUCCUCGGGAAGAAGGAAUUCAAGUCCUCUGCCUUGAUGGGGUCUGUCACCACAAAAUGUAAGAGAAGGUCAGCAGUAGUUGGUUCAAGAAUGGUGCAGGUCAUUGACACCCCAGGUCUGUUUGACACAUCUGUCCCAAAUGAGAACAUUAGAGAGGAGAUUGGGAAGUGCAUCACCAUGUCCUCACCAGGACCCCAUGUGUUCCUGCUUCUCAUCUCCGUGGGACGCUUCACCCAAGAGGAGAGAGAGACAGUGAAGAUGAUCCAGGAGAUCUUUGGAGAGUACUCAAAGGCGUACACAAUGGUGGGCUUCACUAGAGGAGAGGCACUGAAGGAAGAGGGCAUUGCCAUGAAGACUUACAUUGAAAAAAGCCCAGCUGCUUUAAAGGAGCUCAUGAAGGACUGUAGUGGUCGUUAUCAUGUCUUCUGUAACAAGGACAAAGACACUCGGGAACAACAGGUCUUAUCUCUCCUGGAAAAGACUGACAGAAUGAUUCAACAAAAUGGAGGAAGCUUCUACACCACUUCCAUGUUUGAGGAGACAGAGGCGAAGAUCAGAGGAAGAGAGAUGAGACUGCUACAGCAGAGAAUGGAAGAACUGGAGCAUGCAAAUGAAGACAAAGACGUCUCUUUCUUGGUCAGUGAAUUGUCCAAGAUCAAGCUGGCACUGGAGAAGAAGCUCAGGAACCUGCGUGAUGACGCUGUCAAGGAGAGGGACGAAGACAUGAAGAAACUCGAAGAAUUGCGAGCCGACCUGGAGAAGAACCACGAGAAGAAGAUCAAGGAAAUAGAUGGCAAAAUUUUCACUGACCUCGCCAGAAGUCGUGAUAGCAUUCGCAGGCAAGCAGAGAAAGCUGAAGCGAAAGCCAUGGCUAAGGCCUUACAGCACAACCAGCAAAAAUGCACUAUAUCUUAAGAAUAGUCUGGAAGGGCCCCAGCCGUGGCGCGACUGGCUGGGGCACCUCUCUCCCAGUCACUUCCUGUCUCUCUCUGUACUAUCCUAUCUGAUUAAAGGCAUAAAAGCCUAAAAAAUAUAAUUGAAAAAAAGGAGCACUCAUUAUUUGUGAGGAAAUGUGAUAUAGGAUAAUAUAAUAUAAAUUAGUGGGGAAUUCUCUAUUUCUGUUUGUUCACAACCACUUUGCCUCUCUCUCUCUCUCUUUCUCUCUCUCUCUCUCUCUCUCUCUCUCUCUCUCUCUCUCUCUCUAUCCCCAUCUCACUGACACACCCUGUGUCUCCCCUGUUCAUUAUGUUGUUAUUGAUGGGUAUGUGGGAAAAUAACCUGUAAGGGUGUUGAGAUACUGGGCUAAUAAUAAUGUACAGUAGCAUGUUAGAUGCAAAACUUUGUGUGCUGCAAGUACAACAUUCACCCCAUAAUGCUUUGGCUGUGCGCGGGACGGUGGUGUUCAUUUGUGUUGCUCUUUAUUUAAGGAUGUUAUUUUAUUUUAUUUGAAUGUGUUCAAUCAAACAACACAGUGAAGAGAGUGGGAAAGAGAGACAGGUUGCAGGAAUUGACCCAGAUUUGACUCAAAGCCUGUUCCCCAUGGGCGCUUAAGCCCACUGGACACUGUAGACACCUGGGCCACAGCGCCUCCCUGUAUUGCUCUUUUAAGGUGUUCUGUCUGGGCCUGAACUGAACCCACAAGCUUAUAGGACUUCAGAAUGGGAGUGUUAGCAAGACAACUAAAACCCAUGUGUGCUACUAAGCUGGCAUUUAGGGUAUCUGUUGUUACCUCAUGUCAUGUGAGUGUGUCACAUACUGUAUCUUAGCUCUGCGUUGUGUUAGACGCCUCCAAAACCAUAACAUGUGUACAUCCUUGCUUUAUUGCAUUUUAAAGCCAAUAAGCAUUAUCCAUAUACUGUACGUAUCAUAAAUGGGUAAUCCCUCUUUGGUACAAAAUCCCAAAUAUUAAAAAAUGGAUUUGUAUGGUCUACCUUUAUUGAAUUGCUACUUUUGAAUA
This is a messenger RNA of Sardina pilchardus (European sardine), 2834 nucleotides long. RefSeq lists its product as uncharacterized. The transcript is spliced from 5 exons. The record is from RefSeq and is a predicted model, not a curated record. Lineage: Eukaryota; Metazoa; Chordata; Actinopteri; Clupeiformes; Clupeidae. Gene Ontology annotation, molecular function: GTP binding. The coding region runs from base 80 to 1792 and encodes 570 amino acids.